UCAUAAAUUAUAUUCAUUCAUUCUCCAUUCUUUGGUCAUCUACCACACUCGCAUAAUCGCACCUUCUUUUUGCUCAUUAUAUAUAUGAUGAUGAUUUACAUUACAUAAGAGCGCAAGCAAUACAUACAUGCGUCAAAUAUUUAAAUAUUCAAACAUUCUCAUGAACACAAUGAAUUUUGAUAUUUCUCUUGGUCUUGGUCUUGGUCUUGGUCUUGGUCUUGGCCUCCAUGAACAAAGACAUAAACAAAGCAAGAAGAUUAAGGAGGAAGAGGAGGAGGAUCCAUGUAAUAAGGUAGAGCCAUAUUCUCUUACGUUAGGAGUUGGAUCAGCUGCUGAUAAUAUUGAUGAGAGAAAUAUUCAUCAUCAAGUAGCUACUACAACAAAGACUGAAUCGGAUGAUUUUAUUUAUAAUUUGCAUCAACGUGCCUCUAAUUCUACUAGCGUGAUGUCUUCAUUUUCCAACUCCUCUAAUAGCAUCAAGAGGGAGAGAAAUGAAGUCCAUGAGCCAGAGAAGAUUUCAUUUGUUGAUGUUGAUGAUGUAAAUGAUAACCCCAUUAGGAAGAAACUUAGGCUUACCAAAGAACAAUCUGCAGUCUUGGAGGACACCUUCAAAGAUCAUUCUACUCUCAAUCCGAAGCAAAAGCAAGAAUUGGCAAGCAAGCUGAAUCUUGGGACGAGACAAGUGGAGGUGUGGUUUCAGAACAGGAGGGCAAGGACAAAGGUGAAACAAACAGAAGUGGACUGUGAGGCACUGAAGCAUUGUUAUGAAACUCUAACAGAAGAGAACAGGAGGCUGGAAGAGGAGUUGAAAGAGCUUAAGUCCAUGAAAACCGUAAAUAAUUACAUGCAGCUUCCGGUUGCCAGUCUUACAGCUUGCCCUUCUUGUAAAAGAAUUUGCACCGGCACCGGCACCGGCACCAGCGAUGAGAAUGGCUCCUCUCACACCACGGCUUUGAUUCUAUGCCCAAAGGCCCAAAUUCACUUCUAUGCAAAUAAUAAUAACUAUACGUUCACCCAAUCUUCUGCAACUAUUGCUAGCUAGCUAGCUAGAGAGGCUAGAUGAAUACAGUUUCAUUUUCUUAUGAUUUUUGCAUACACUACUCAUUAAUUGGAUAGUAAUAUAUAAUGUAAUUCAUGAUAGCCGAUUGAAUAUAAUGAUCGGAUUGAUCAAGUUUUCUCAUCACGUACGUGCUGCUUAUGUGGUGUACUUCAUAUGAUUAUGUGAAUCUCAAUGUUUAUAAAUUGUAAUUAGUUACUAUUGUUACCGUCUACAAAUUAAAAUUGAUCCUUGUGCCA
Molecule: messenger RNA, 1296 nt
Organism: Medicago truncatula (barrel medic)
Lineage: Eukaryota; Viridiplantae; Streptophyta; Magnoliopsida; Fabales; Fabaceae
Product: homeobox-leucine zipper protein HAT9
Exons: 3
Coding region: 128-1042 (304 amino acids)
Biological process (GO): regulation of DNA-templated transcription
Molecular function (GO): sequence-specific DNA binding; DNA-binding transcription factor activity, RNA polymerase II-specific
Source: RefSeq, a predicted model, not a curated record